UAUGACGGAGCUACAGGCGACACCCAGUGAGUACUUCCAAGCGGAGGCGGGCCAUGACCAGUCGUUUGGUCAAUCGCGCCACGGAGCCCAAUGGCCAAGUUUUCACCGAUGAAGCAGGCGAAUCAAGUGUUGAAUCAGGUCAAGGUGGGACUGCACACAGUGCCCGUGGAGAAUAAUGCACGAAUGCUGCCGCACAGCCACACGCAUCAUCAAUUUCCGGGACACUAUCCAAGCCACAUGGUGCCGCAGCAGCAGCAGCAGCAACAGGAACAGCAUUACCAGAGCCAGCAGCAGGGACAGCAGCAUCAGCAGCAGAUCCAUCACCAGCCACAGAGCCAGCACCAGCAGCAUCAUUCGCAGCAUCAGCCGCAGCAGCAGAGCCAUCACAUCGAGCAAACCCAGCAGCAGCAAGAUCAAAAUCUAAUCGAAAACGUUUGGCACUUUUCGCUGCAGGCCAUUGAUCGCCUGGACAAGUGGCGCGGCAGCGACGACAAGCUCGGGUUCUUUUCACUUUGCCUGCGGCCUUUGAUCAUACAGGAGCCGGGCAUACGUCGGAAUGUCCCAGAACUCGAUCACAGACUGGCCAUGGUGAUCCAUCAGAUCAUAGACGAUGCUGCCGCCUCGAUCACGGCCAAGGAGAAUGCCGUGCUGCAGGAGCGAGCGAAUCAGCUGCUGCGACGCCAGGAACUGGAGCAACUGAGAGCGGAUCUGGAUCGACGGGAGGUGGAGUUGCGUCGCCAAGAGGCCAUGGCCCUGACACUGAGCGAGCAUCAGCCGCGUUCGCACUCCCCAGCCGGAGAUCCACGGGCAACACGUUACGCUGAGGAGCGCCCACAUGCGCGUCAUCUGACGCCCACCAAACUGGCUCCGAAUGCUGCUCCCUUGCCUGCGGGCCAGUGCACACAUUUCCAGGACAACGAGCAGAAUGAAGGCGGAGCAGCGGCUGCCAGGGAGGGAGCAGACAUUAAUUAUGUUUGCCCACAGUGCGAGAUGGAGGCAUCGGCGGUGACUUUCAACAGCGUGGAGUUUCUGCAGGGCGAACAGGCGGGCGAGCAGCCCCAAGAUGCGCUGAUGGACGGUGAAUCCCUGGAGGAGUCCACCAAUGGGAUCAACCAACAGUGGUGAUGGCAUGCCGGACACACAUUAGAAUAAAGAAAACAAU
Messenger RNA from Drosophila subobscura, 1162 nucleotides. Its product is annotated as putative mediator of RNA polymerase II transcription subunit 26. The transcript is spliced from 2 exons. NCBI's taxonomy places the organism in Eukaryota, Metazoa, Arthropoda, Insecta, Diptera, Drosophilidae. Bases 91 to 1125 code for a protein of 344 amino acids. The record is from RefSeq and is a predicted model, not a curated record.